GUGUGUGUGAGUGAGUAUGACCCCCAGCGUGCCCGUGCCGCGCCCUUCCUAUUCCCAGACGAGGGAGCGUCUGGUGAGGGCCAUCCCCCCGAAGAUCAUCUGCCUGCUGGCCUGUGGGGGCCGAGACUGCCGCUACGAGGGGCCCGCCUGCUGGAAGCAGAGCCAGCAGGUCAUCAAGGGCCUCUUCUCCUCAUGGGUGACAGAGGACAUUGUUGCCAUGGCGAGGCCAUCUUCUCACCUCAUUAAGAAGUACAACAUCAUAGAGCAGUUUCAGGAACUGAACAUCAGGUCCCUCAUUAACAUGCAGUUGCCAGGGGAACACGCUCAUUGUGGGCCGGGCCUAGAACACAGCGGCUUCACCUACUCACCCCAGACCUUCAUGGACAACCAGAUCUACUUCUACAACUUCGGCAUGCCAGACUUCGGGGUGUCAUCUCUAGUGGGGAUGCUGGACGCAGUGAAGGUUCUAGCAUUUUCCGUGAGGGAGGGGAAGGUGGCUGUGCACUGCCACGCUGGACUCGGCCGGACAGGUGUGCUGAUAGCGUGCUACCUGGUGUACACACUGCACAUCAGCGCCAGUGAGGCGGUGCACUAUGUGCGUAUCAAGCGUCCACGCUCCAUCCAGACGCGCUCCCAGAUCAGCCUGGUGUUCGACUUCGCCCGCCUGCUGGGGAGCCAGCUGCUGCAGUACCCGUGCCUGACGCUUCGCCAUGGCAACCCCUUCAGCCUCGGACAGUACCUGCAGCGGCAGAUGCUGCUGCUCCACGGCGAGGAGGUCCGACUCCUCACACACACGCCCAAGAUCCUGCACCUGCUCUGCUGCCAGCUCACGGCCAUCGCCCUGGGCAACGAGAGCCCUGAUGAGGUGCAGGAGGAGCUGGACAGGAGGACGUUCAUCUUGGCUCUCCAGCGGGCGGUGAAGGACACCCUGGUGAAGAAGAAGUUCCUGCCGCUGCUACUGGACGAGAGGGGCAUGCGCCGCUCGUCCUCCACCAGCUCCGUGACAUCGUGGGACGAGCCGUUCGGCUUCCUGCAGAGGAAGAGGGAGGUGCUGGUCAACAAGCGCUGCUACAGCGAGGGAGACCUGUACAAGAUCACCCUGGAGGACGAGGACUUCGUCUGGUUGGUGGACAAUCAGAGAGACAACCUCGAGCUCAUGUGUGACCUGCAGGAGGUGAAGUCUCCAGUCCCGCCCCUCAAUGCGCUGACCAAGGAGCAGUGGACUCAGGAAGUGGAGAGACUGGCCGCAUAUCGGCCCUACACCCCAAUGCUGUAUAACGGCGUCAUCGCAAAGAGGCCCAAAUGCAAGAUGAAGAAACCGCCCACUCUGUCCAAGUACAACUCCAACGUGGAGCUGCAGAGGAAUCAGCGGAAAAACAACCAGGUGUCCAUAGCGAAGGCGGUUGCCCGGGCGAUGGCACGACAGCAUCUUGCGGAGGACAGAGUGCUCGCCAGAGUUGCCGUGUUACAGGAUGAACUGAACAAGAACGUGUGCGGCUGGGCCACCGUUGCCAUGGAAACCGACCCUAAAGUACUCGCCCAUCUCCUGUGGACCUGGUUAGAACGCCUCAAGGAGCCUGUUCUGAGUGCUAGUGACAUAAAGGAGUUGAUUUCACACCAGACCAAUCAGAACCCCCUUCAUUUCUUACAGAAGAGCCAGCGCUGCACCAUCUCCUGUCUACUGCGCUGCAUCGCUCAGGUCACCAGCCUGUGUCCAAAGCAGGAAGACAGCGUGCUAAACCAUCUUGUGAGAGCUCUAACCAGGCGCCCUCUUCAGGAGAUUAACAACUCUGGGAAGUUGCUCCAGAUACUAAGGAACUCGAUGAGAGAACAGAUCCUGGCCAGCGUUCUUCGCCACAACACACACACACAGUCCGGGGCAGCACUCAGCAACACACACGGUCCAUUAAAAUCGUAGCUUAACACUUUCCACUCACUAGGCCUGGUUAAGGGAAGGGAUUAAAAUAUAAGGGUAAAACGUCUCUGAGAACUUUGAGAAUUUCGCUACAUUUAAAAAAAA
Messenger RNA from Alosa sapidissima (American shad), 2020 nucleotides. RefSeq lists its product as uncharacterized. The transcript has 12 exons. The record is from RefSeq and is a predicted model, not a curated record. Gene Ontology annotation, molecular function: protein tyrosine/serine/threonine phosphatase activity. The coding region runs from base 17 to 1918 and encodes 633 amino acids. Lineage: Eukaryota; Metazoa; Chordata; Actinopteri; Clupeiformes; Clupeidae. Gene Ontology annotation, biological process: protein dephosphorylation; cilium assembly.